GCCUCCCCGGUGCGUGCUGAGGUCAGGCCGGGCGGGGAGCGCGGCGCAGCAGAGCCGGGCUGGGGCGGCUGGCAGUGGGGCAGCAGCCGGAGCGGAGCAGGAGGCUCGCUCGCUGCCCGGAGCGGGAGCCGGGGAAGCGGCGCGGCGGUGCCCGCAGGGAGCCCCCGGCGCCGGGAAAGUUGCGCGCGGGGCAGGAGGCGGCCCCCAUGGCGGGGCAGGGGCUGCCGCGGGCCGGGCGCGGCGGCGGGCAGCACCCCUGAGCGCCGGGCAGCGCCCCGGCCCGGCCCCCCGUGCGCCCUCCCCAUGGGCGCUGCGCCCUAGCGCCGGAUCAUGGCCAAGUGGCUGACCAAGUACUUCAGCCUGGGCAACAACAAGGCCAAGAGCCCCCCGCAGCCGCCGCGGCCCGACUACCGGGACCGGCGCCCCGGGGCCGAGCUGCUGGCCGCGCACCGCCACACCUCGCCCCGCCUGGCGCCCCGCCACCUGUGCGACGACCCCGGCGAGCUGCUGCGCGCCUACCGCGCCCAGAAGGAGCGCGACUUCGAGGACCCCUACAGCGGGCCCGGCUCGUCCCUGCGCAAGCUGCGCGCCCUGUGCCGCCCGGAGCCCUGCGCGCCCGAGGAGCCGGCCGCCAAGCCCCCCUCGGCCGCCGGCUCGCCGCACCUCUUCCGCAGCCAGAGCGAGCGCCGGCCGCCCACCCCGCCCGACGGCCGCUACCUCUCCCCCAAGCACCGGCUCAUCAAGAUCGACAGCGGCUGCGAGGGCGGCACCGCCGCGGCCAUCACCUGGAGCCCGCCCGGCGGCGCCGCCAAGAAGGGGGGCAAGUGCCCGGAGCCGCCGGAGAGCAGCGCGCCCUCCGCCAAGCCGGAGAAGGUCUUAAUAGCAGAUGACUACUCGGAUCCGUUUGAUGCCAAGAGUGAGCUGAACAAAGCGGUGAAAGGAGAAAACACUGGCUAUAUGGAACCUUACGAAGCCCAGAGGAUAAUGAGCGAAUUUCAAAGGCAAGAAAGCGUGAAGUCCCAGCAGAAAGGCAUUCAGCUCUAUGACACGCCCUAUGAACCAGAAGGCAAUGGUGUGGAGUCAGACACUGACAGCUUGGUGAGCCAGCGCUUGCGAGAGAGCAAGCUGCCACAGGAUGACGACAGGCCCGCAGAUGAAUACGAUCAGCCCUGGGAGUGGAACAAAGUCACAAUCCCAGCCUUGGCAGCCCAGUUUAACGGGAAUGAGAAAAGGCAGUCUUCUCCUUCACCUUCAAGUGACAGGCGUCGACAGCUCCGAGCGCCAGGAGGUGGCUUCAAACCCAUCAAGCAUGGCAGCCCAGAAUUCUGUGGGAUCCUGGGAGAGAGAGUAGAUCCAACUGUGCCACUGGAAAAACAAAUAUGGUAUCAUGGCGCAAUCAGUCGGACAGAUGCAGAAAACCUGUUACGAUUGUGUAAAGAAUGUAGCUACCUUGUAAGGAAUAGUCAAACAAGCAAGCAUGACUAUUCUCUUUCCUUAAAGAGCAGUCAAGGCUUUAUGCACAUGAAACUGGCAAAAACCAAAGAGAAAUACAUCCUGGGUCAGAACAGCCCCCCGUUUGACAGCGUUCCGGAAGUCAUCCACUACUAUACCACCAAAAAACUGCCCAUCAAGGGCGCAGAACACUUGUCCCUGCUUUACCCUGUAGCUGUCCGGACCCUAUAACGCUCCAAUCUCACUCCUUCCUGUGGAUGGGAGGUGACGGGCAAGCAACGAAGCAGGAAUUACUGCUGCAUCGAUGACCAGAACUCAGAAACUCGAGGUUGAAAUGGAGAUGUCCUGCCUUUCAUUUCUGAUGUGUGCUGGCUGUCUGAAAACUGUUAGACAGUCCUGUGUGUAUGGUACUCUUGCACUACUGUGUUUCUAUUUCCAUGUGAGGAGAACAGAGAGCCUUCCUGGGGGAUGUUUCUGUGAAUGAAAAAUUGUUUCCAAAUCCAAAGAACUGCUGUCAAGGGUGAAUAAAGCAAACCUCUUCCUUCGGUCAGGAAACUCUAAGGAUAUUUGUUCUUUCACUCUCCUGACUUAAUACCGGUGUAUGAUCAAAUAAUCUUCCACCGGUGACAUGCUGUCCUUAACAGACAAUGAAAUGGAUGCAGAUUCUUUCAGGGCUCAAGGAGAAAUCGGCACAUGACUGGCUUAACAUGCAAGUCCUUAUAGCUCUGCCCACUCACCCCAUGUUAGUGUCUCUCUUCAUGCACUGUCUGUCAGGAUGAUCCAAACACAGGAGUCUUUUGUCUCGCACAGUGUGACUAGGAGAUCUUAAUGAGUAAUUUUACAAUAGCAAAAUGUGCUUGAUUAUUUAUGAAUAGGGUAUGUAAUUAAAAUAGUGGUUUAAUAUAUAUUUUUUAUCCUUUUUUGGUACAUUAAUAAAUCUCUGAGGGUUACUGUGUUCAUUUUGCAAGUGUCAUUCCGAGAUCAAGGCAGGCAGUUGAUUCGCAUUGUCCGCUCUGCCAGUGCAGCGUGCGGUGAUGUGUCAGCCGUGGGAGUACGUCAUCUGAAUGUGCCCACGUGCUGGGUUUCAGACCUUAAAAGGCUGUCAGAGGCCACGCUUCUUGUGUCCAUUUUAUCUGGGCAAAUAAUAGUCCCACUGGGGCAACUGACCCACGGCAUCCAACAUCCUUUCCACCUCCGGCAUGGAAGAGCAUGUGAUGAAUGGGUUUUCCAGCUCUCCAAGAGAUGCACAGUGUAGGAGAAUGCGGCACUGCAUGUUACAGGGAAUUCUCGAAACUUUCAUGCGAAGAGCCUGGUGCCCCUGCAUCUGAAAAUAUUAUGGUCACUGGUAUUUCCUCCCCCAGCAGAAUAUCCAGAGUCACGGAGUCUGAGGCCAGAAGCGACCACCAGAUCAUCCUGUCUAAGCUUCUGUACAUCACAGGUCGCCUACACACUAAACCCAGAGACGGAAAUGAGACCAAGGUCUUGCAGCCCCCCCGCCCCUGGAAACGAGACUAUUACAUGCUACAGGCACAGUGCAGGAGGGACCAAGGGGCACCGGUUUCCUGGGAGGGAAAUUAUUAAGUGAGAGAUACCCAAAGGAGCCUGGCGCGUGACCCCCACCCACGCGCUGCAGAGGAAGGCAAAAUCCCCCCAAGGUCACUGCCAAUCUGACCUGGGGGAAAUUCCUGCCCGAGUCCCCACAUGGUGAUCAGUUAGACCCUGAGCACAUGGGCAAGAACCAGCCAGCUGAGCUCCUGAGAGAGAGAUUGCUCGGUGCCACCUCCAAGCCUGGUCCACCCCGCCCAGUGUCCCAUCUCCAGCUGUGGCCAUCCUUGAUGCUUCAGAGGAAGGAGAUCCAAAAACCUCCCCCAAUCCCGAAUACGCUGUGGGGGGAGGAAUCCCUUCCUGACCGCUGCAGGUGGCCAGCUGAAGCCCUGAAGCAUGAGCUUUAGGGACAUAAGAUGGAAGUGAGCCCAAGGGCUGUUGAGCCCUGACCUCUGCCAUCACAAGCAACCCUGUCGUACCCCAUCUGUGCGUAGCUGUAUCUCAUUACUGUCAGAUGCAGAAGAUGUACUACCUCCACAGUGCAAACGCAGCGGCCUCCCCAACUCAAGAGAUGGCUGGCACGCUCUUUGUACGCCUGCUGAAUAGGAUAACUGACAAACUGUGUUUGCACGUGAAUGCUGGAACUGGUGAAAUCCAGUAGCCAGGUAGUCCUGAUCCUGGUCUGUCAUCACCUCGCCGUCUAGAACACUGUGUAUUUAUACGUCAGUGACUGGCGCGGAGAUGUGGUUACUUGCAGUUUACAGACUUUACAGACUGCAAUAAGGCUGUGAAAAUGUCUGUUAUUUAAUUCACCUUUCUCUCCACCUCUCUCCCCCUCAUACAUGCUUUGAAAUAAGUGCUGAUUGAGAAGUGUAAUGGGAUAAUCAUUACUCUAAUGCCUGUAAAAUACUGCUUCAUUGUACUGUAUAAUGUGAAAAGAACCUCCAGGAUGUUCCAUAAUGAUGUUUCCAGAUUGAUAGUAUGCAUUUCGCUGCCUGGUUUUUUUUAACCCUGUCUGUUCCAGAUAUGAAUUGGGUAUAGGGAAUUCCAGCAUUAGUUCGAACAAGUCUGUGAGCUGGUUGUUAAUACCAAGGAUAGCUCUGUAUUAUACCGUGGUCAGCUCAUGGAUGUUCCAGCUGAAUCUGCAUUGCAGGAGGGUGGCUAUGGUUUCCUUACCCUUGAAGUGAGGGUUGUGUGGUGGUCUUUACAAAUGGCUGAACUUACCCUACAGGUUCCGUGUUUAUCUGCUCCUCAGUGACUCCCCCAGGACACAGGCAGGCAGUGGGAUCCCAGAUGUUACUUCUCAGAUACGGGGAUGUGGGGGCCACUUUUGGUUUAACAUUGGGGCAGAUGGGGCCGGAGAGAGCUUGUGACUUGGGCUACAUGGGUCCCAGCGCAUAUAAAUAAGGACACUUCCUUCCUCCCUGGAGCAGGCCAGAGGUGAAUUCCUAACCCCCACUCCCUGUUCCUCCAGAGCAAGGAGGAACCCUGGGAAGGGUGUGUCUGAAUCCCCCUUGCCCCAGCCCCAAGGCAUAACCUUAGCCUAGCCUUCCCCAGUGAUCCAAACUUCCAAGCUGCCCUUUUCGCAUCUUCAGGUGCAUUUUGUUUUUAUUCUGUAACUUGUCUGUCCGUGGUUUUGCGGUGGAAUAAUCAUUUUAGAUCCCUAUGUCUUCACCACAAUGAAGUGCAAAGACCAGGAGUCAGUUAACGGAGAGCCUAGCCAGGCUUUUAUGAGCCGGGGGGGAAUUAUCAAGUAGGGUUUUGUACAAGGGCCGGAUCCAAAUGCCAUUGACGUCGGUGGGAGUGACGUCCAUGACCUGUGGGUCUGGGCCGACGUGAUUAAGGCAGUCAGAUCAAACCCCUACAGCCAUGUGUGUAGCACGUAAUACAACUCUGAGGAACAACCUGAGGCCUGGGCUACCUUAGAAAAUUAGGUCGGUUUAACUACAUCAGCCCGGGGUGUGAGUAAACCACCCCCCCGGAGCGGCAUGGUUAAGCUGAGCUUAGCCCCCAUGUAGGCAGUGCUAGGUUGACCUCGCUGCCAGCUCUGAGAGGCGGGUCACCUACGCUGCUGGGAGAGCCCCUCCUGUUGGCGUAGGUAUUGCUGUACUGAAGUGCUCCUGGAGCAUGUAGGUGUAGACAAGCCCUGAGUUUGGGAAAGGAAAGAGUCUCUCCAACCAGUGUUUUCUAAUGGCGGGGGUGGGGGGGGAGCUUUUGAAAAAAUAAAUUGCUCAGUAACCGCGGCAUAAAUAAAACCAGGAGUUUGUUUGCACUGUAAUGUUGUCUUUGUUUAUUUAAGUGAUUGUGUGAUAUUUUUCCAGUUUAAAAAAAAAAAAAAGAAAGAAAGAAACCCUUUGUAACGUACAGUGAAAAUGUGGUCUGUUGCAGUUUGUGAUAUUGCUUAUGGCUGAGAGAACAAGUAGCAAUCAUGCCUGUAAAGUCCAUUAAAAGUUUAUUUUAAAAAAUUA
Chelonia mydas (Green sea turtle) is the source of this 5465-nucleotide messenger RNA. RefSeq names its product SH2 domain containing adaptor protein B (gene SHB). Gene Ontology annotation, molecular function: phosphotyrosine residue binding. The record is from RefSeq and is a predicted model, not a curated record. NCBI's taxonomy places the organism in Eukaryota, Metazoa, Chordata, Testudines, Cheloniidae. The transcript has 6 exons. The coding region runs from base 331 to 1683 and encodes 450 amino acids.